AUGCUGGUGGACGGGGACCUGACGCUGCUGGCCUCUCGGCAGGGGGACGUGUCCACCCUGCGGUCUCAGCUGGCGCACGGCUCUCUGUCCGGAGACGCCAGGGACGCGCUGGGGGCCUCCCCGGCUCACCACGCAGCCCGGGCCGGGAGACUCACCUGUCUGCGGUUCCUGGUGGAGGAGGCGGGACUCACGGGUAACUGUGUGGCGAACAACGGGGCGAGCCCGGCGCACGACGCAGCGGCCACCGGCAACCUGGCCUGCCUCCAGUGGCUGCUGAGCCACGGGGGUGCUGCUCACAGGGACAGUUCUGGUGCCACAAUUCUCCACCUUGCAUCCCGCUUCAGUCACCAUGAAAUCACUGACUGGCUGCUGAAGAGCGGCGAGGUGGACCCCGGGGCCUCCACCGACACAGGCGCCAUACCUGUUCACUAUGCUGCUGCCAAGGGAGACCAGCCCUCUCUCCGACUGUUACUGGGGCACAGCCCAAACGUUGUCAAUGCCCAAACUAAGAAUGGUGCCACUCCGCUCUACCUGGCAUGCCAGGAGGGUCAUCUGGAGGUCGUCCAAUACCUGGUCAAGGAUUGUGGGGCGGAUCCGAGCAUCAGAGCCAAUGACGGGAUGACGCCUAUGCAUGCUGCUGCCCAGAUGGGCCACAACACCGUCAUUGUCUGGCUGAUGAGUUUCACAGAGAUCAGCCUGACAGACAGGGAUAGUGACGGGGCCACGGCCAUGCACUUUGCAGCCAGUCGAGGUCACGCUAAGGUGCUCAGCUGGUUGCUGCUGCACGGCGGAGAGAUUGUCACUGACAGUUGGGGAGGAACCCCACUUCAUGACGCUGCAGAGAACGGGGAACUGGAGUGCUGUCAGAUCCUUGUGGUCAAUGGGGUGGACCUGGGCAUCAGGGACCAGGACGGUUUCACAGCAGCAGACUUGGCUGAAUACAACGGCCACUCCCAGUGUGCCAAGUAUCUGCACACUGUGGAGAACAUGAGUGUGGAGCACCGUGUUUUGUCGCGGGACCCCUCGAUGGACCUCGAGUAUAAGCAGCCGGACUCGGGCCUCUCGUCCCCGAACACCACCAUGCCCCCCGUCAGCCAGGCGGCACACUUUGACAUCGGUUCACCAUCCAGCUCCCUGUCCAACUACGACUCAGCCAACUCCAGCCAGUCCAGCACUGGGGAGAAAAGGAGCAGCCUGACAAUGUCACGAGGCCCGCCCACUCAGCUGAACACGGUCGCACACACAGGCGCAUCGGAGUCCGCCAUUUCAGACAUGCAGGCGUACAUGGACAUGCUAAACCCAGACAUUGGCUCCGACAUGCCCAAGAAGAAUGAGAUACCUGCUGAUACUGCCUCCAAGCCCCCACCACCACCAACCUUUCCGCCCCCACCUCCCCCACACUCUCCCCCGGUGCCGCCUCCACCCCCGGGCUUCCCGGCACCACAGCCCCCUAAGGAGCCGACAUCAGCGGAGUUCCUGAAGGUGAAAAGCAACUUGCGUCACGUGGAGGGCAGCAACAGCAAGACGGAGCUGACUCCUGGAGAAAACCACGACAAACUGCGGCGUGUUGAUUCAAACAGGAGGUCAAGGAGCUUCAGCAAGCAGCCCAGCACUGGGGACUACUACAAGGCCCUGGGCAGCGACACAGCCGAGCCCCAAGGGAGCAAAAGCAUGGCGCCCAACGAGGAAGGCUCCGUGUUAUUGGAGGAGCCUACCGACAGCCCCGCCCACAGCUCAGAGAAUGGCACCACAGAGGACUUGGCAGCGCCCCCACCUCCUCCUCCACCUCCACCACCUCCUCUUCCUGCAAGCAGUCAGACACAGACCCCCCCUCCGCCUCCUCCAUUGCCCCCGGAGACGGCAACCACCCAGAAUCACUCUGCCAGUAGCACCUCCUCCAACCAGCGACGUCUAUCUUCCUCAUCAGGAAGCACAAAAUCUUUCAACAUGAUGUCCCCCACUGGCGACAACUCGGAGCUGCUGGCAGAGAUCAAAGCAGGGAAGAGCCUCAAGCCAACACCUCACAGUAAAGGCUACACCACUGUCUUCUCCAACAGCGGACCCACAGGCAACAACGAAAACACUGCAUCCCCACCAGAAACCCGCACAUCUAGCCCACCAGCCAAGCCGCCAUCCCCUCCACCGUCCGAUACGUCUGGCGCCUCACCACCCACCACUCCUAGUCCCAGUCCCAGCCCUACUGGUUCUGGAUCUGCCAGGACCAUGUCGACCUCUGCGAGCUACGAGAAACUGUCUUCCAAUGCUGUAAUCAAUGGGAACAGUGGCGGAGCAGAGUCGGGGCGGAAGAUGAGCCUUGCGGAUGUGGAAGCGCUAGUGCCCACUCUCGACGAACAGGGAAAAGCCAUCCCUGAAUGGAAGAGACAGGUGAUGGUGCGAAAGCUUCAGGUCAAGAUGCAAGAGGAGGACGAGCACAAGCGCAAGGUUGAGGAGGAGGCUGCACGCCUGGCAUCGAUGCCGGCCUGGAGAAGAGACAUGAUGAAGAAGAAAAUGGACGAAGAGAGGGAACAAAAAAGAAAAGCAGAGCAGCAGGCCAAACAGGUGAAAGAGAUGGAGGAGAAGACGGAGCUGGAGCGACUACGGAACCUGGGUUAUGACGAGACCAAGCUGGCCCCCUGGCAGCGGCAGAUCAUUCUGAAGAAAGGGGAUAUAGCCAAACAGUGAACU
Molecule: messenger RNA, 2685 nt
Organism: Anoplopoma fimbria (sablefish)
Lineage: Eukaryota; Metazoa; Chordata; Actinopteri; Perciformes; Anoplopomatidae
Gene: espn
Product: espin
Exons: 14
Coding region: 1-2682 (893 amino acids)
Biological process (GO): actin filament bundle assembly
Cellular component (GO): cytoplasm
Molecular function (GO): actin filament binding
Source: RefSeq, a predicted model, not a curated record